Messenger RNA from Dufourea novaeangliae, 2200 nucleotides. It is a transcript of the gene mIF2, whose product is annotated as translation initiation factor IF-2, mitochondrial. NCBI's taxonomy places the organism in Eukaryota, Metazoa, Arthropoda, Insecta, Hymenoptera, Halictidae. The record is from RefSeq and is a predicted model, not a curated record. Gene Ontology annotation, molecular function: GTP binding; GTPase activity. The transcript is spliced from 11 exons. The coding region runs from base 10 to 2175 and encodes 721 amino acids.
GUAGCAAAUAUGGCUGCUUCCAUGGUUAGGUUACAUGUACAAUUCAAAUCAUUGAGGCAACUAUGGACAGAUAUUCGGCGUAAACAUACUGCAAACCAUAUUUUACAGCCCUACUAUAUGUUACAUAUACAACACCAAUGUUACCAUCGUACUCCAACAUAUUUUAAGAAAAGAGAAUCUAAGAAGCAGCGUCAACUAGGUGCAUUAUAUAAAAAGGGAGAAAUUGGAAAAGUAUUCACUCAGACUCCAAAACAGAAGAAUAUUCUUCCUGUGGUAGAAGUAUGGACGGAUAUGACUGUAGGAGAAUUAGCAGCCUCUGCCAAAAGGGAUGUUAACGAUAUUGUUAGUGUUCUCGACAUAAGAGUGACCACAGUCUGUGAACCGACGACUGUUUUGUCAAAUUUUACCGUAAUACAUGACAUUGUAAAAAAGCUAGGUAGUGUAGUUAAACGUGUUGCAAAACCAGAUACGGUAAAAGUGAAACCGGUAACGUACGUGGAUCUCACUAAAAGCCCUCCACCCGAUGAAUCGGUAUUAGUAAAACGACAUCCAGUGGUAACAAUCAUGGGACACGUCGAUCAUGGAAAAACUACUCUGCUGGAUUCCUUGCGCCAUACGUCAGUUGUAGAUACAGAAUUUGGUGGAAUUACACAGCAUAUAGGUGCCUUUGAUGUAACGUUAAAGUCCGGAGAACGAGUAACGUUUUUAGACACUCCUGGCCAUGCCGCCUUUUCCUCUAUGCGAUAUAGAGGUGCACACGUAACCGACAUUGUAGUAUUAGUAGUGGCAGCCGAUGACGGAGUUAAAGAACAAACCUUGCAGAGUAUAGAAAUGGCAAGAGAUGCGAAUGUUCCAAUUAUUGUGGCGAUCAACAAAAUCGACAAACCCAAUGCUGACAUUAAACGAACGCAAACUAUGCUCGCAGAGAACGGUAUUGUAGUCGAGGAUCUUGGUGGCGACGUGCAGUCCAUUAACAUAUCUGCUUUGAAGGGAACCAAUUUAGAAGAUUUAACUUCUGCCAUAGCUUUACAGGCCGAAAUAAUGAAUUUGAAAGGAGACCCUGUUGGAUUAGUGGAAAGUGUCGCAAUUGAAUGUACUAAUCACAUAGGUCGUGGAAAAUUAGUAACAGCUUUAAUUAAGCGUGGAACUUUGAAGAAGGGGUGUUUGCUAGUAUCAGGAUUAGCAUGGGCCAAGGUUAGAGCCAUGUUUAAUGAAAUUGGUCAGCCAGUUUUGGAAGCAAAACCAUCGGAGGCUGUACAAAUUAUUGGUUGGAGAGAACUGCCCAAUGUUGGGGAUGAGAUAUUACAAGUGGAAAAUGAGAAAAUCCUACAAAUGGUUCUAAAAUAUAGAAAUGCUGAACGCAAUGUAUCUUUAGCUCAGGAGCAGCAAAAGGGGGCUGACGUAAAGUAUGCGGAACAUCUUGCGCAAUAUAAAGCCAUACUGGACCUGAAGAAACAAUUUGGAAGAUUACAUCCGGUAGUUAAAAGCAAGAUGAUGCAACCGACUACUGACACUAAGAAGACAACUGUUCCUGCGGUCAAUCUUGUGAUUAAAGGUGAUGUGGCGGGCAGUGUCGAAGCAAUAUUGGAUAUUCUUGAUACGUAUAAAGAGGACAAUUUGUGUAAAUUAAACGUUGUCCAUCAUAACGUUGGGAAUAUCAACGAGACUGACUUAGAGUUAGCUGAUAUAUUUCAUGGCAUUGUCUGUGGUUUUAAUGUAGAUAUACCUAGUAAAUUAAAAGAAGAAGCAGAUGAAAAACAAAUAUCAGUUAGACAGUAUCGUGUGAUAUAUAAAUUUGUGGAUGAUGUGAAAAAUGAGAUCAAUAGACAAUUACCUGAAAUCGAUGUUGAAGAAGUAUUAGGUGAAGCUAGUGUACAGCAACAGUUCCAAAUCACUGAAGGAAAGAAGAAAGUUAAUGUUGCAGGUUCCCGGUGCGUAAAAGGUGUCCUUCAAAAAUCAGCAUUGUAUAAAUUAGUUAGGGGAAAAGAAGUUAUUUAUAGAGGAAAAUUGGUGUCAAUGAGACACUUGAAAGACGAAGUGACGGAGAUAAAAGUAAACAUCGAGUGCGGUCUCACACUUGACAAUCCGACUGUGUCAUUCAAACCAGGGGACACUCUGGUCUGUUUCAAAUUAGUGUCUACGACUCAGUCGAUCAGCUGGGAUCCCGGAUUCUAAGCUGAAUAUUGUUGUUUAAAAGAUU